CUAUGGAGAAUCCUUGAGCUAACUCUUUCUAUAUACUCCUUCCGAUCCUAAAUAAACCUCACACUUUCAUUUUUGGGGGUAUGCUGGGAAAGUCAAAAACAAAAAUUUCACUUUCUUAAAAACCGUAAAAUCAAACUAUGAAGUUUAUUUAUCACUAUAGAGAGUAUAUGUCACCAUGUAGCUUGAAAGAAAAUUGCAGUCCUUUUUGUUCCGAAGGCAUGUCUUCAUAAUUUUCAUGGCAAAAAAUGAUCACUCUAUUAUUGCAGUUGAUAUUGGACGAGUCAGUAGAAGGCGACGUAUUCUAUCAACAAGAGGAUCAGUUAUUCACUUUCGAGUCUUCGUCAUUACUGCACACAAGUCCACAAGUGUUGAUGCUUUCUUCAACUCUAGAUUUUGUUUAGCAUUAUAUUUGAAAUGCCUUAGCCGAAUCCUCAAGUGUUCCUUUCCAUUGUAGAAAGUUAUCACGAUAAAAUUUGUUCACAAGUUUGCAUUUGUACUCAACUUGAAAAGACUUAUAAUCUUCAUGGGUGACUUGGUUGCACAGAGCAUAUCCCCUCUCAUACCUUCAAAUAAAUACACCUGGAAAUUCUAUUGCACAAUUCUCACCCAGGGAUAGAACAAAAGUAAGACCUUCCCAAAAUGAAACAAUUUUAUAAAAUGAAAUUCAUUAGUGUAAUUAAUAGUUCAAUUGGCUCUCAUUUGGAAGUACACCUCAUUAUGUACCAUUUUAUUAUCCUUUUGCACCUUGGUUGUUGCUCAAAGUGAAAUCUAUAGAAUUAAAAUGAAAGCAAAAGAACCGGAAGAGUUCUUGUGUUUUUGUGGUGCAUUUAUAAAUCUUUUGUGUUUGUGGUGCAUUUAUAAAUCUUUUGUGCAUAUUGUGUGUGUCGUCAAACAUCCCUGUGUUGUUCCAGCCACAGCAGUUGUGAAGCCGGCAUGCUUGAAAGGAUGCAUGGAGAUUGGAGGGGGCUCAUUUGAGGAGGUUGUUCCUGAUAAAUAUAAGGCUGUUUUUACUUGGACUGAUUCACUGAUCUGGUCGUCUAAUAAAUAUUUUAUCUCUGUGUAUUUCAUAAUUGUCCAAGUCUGGUCUGGGACUAAUAAUAAUCCGAGUAAAAACAUCCUAACAACAUAUUAUGAUUGUAUUAUUAUACGGGCAAAUUGGAUAUUAAAAAUAAUUUUAUUUAUAAAUAUUUAUUUAUAAGAAUUUCCCUUAGGUCUGGGUCCAUGUAGUAGCUGGCAGGUGGAACCGUGGAAC
Cuscuta epithymum is the source of this 1252-nucleotide messenger RNA. The record is from the annotation of a GenBank genome assembly. Lineage: Eukaryota; Viridiplantae; Streptophyta; Magnoliopsida; Solanales; Convolvulaceae.